CGCAAACCGGCGAGUACACACAGUCGUCAUGAAGUUCUUAGUGUUUGCGAUUGUUGUGCUGAGUGCAGCUUCCACUCCGAAAGCAGAGACAUCAACUAUAUCCACAUUGGAAGAUGUUGGAAAAAUUGCCAACGGUGAAACGUUUGCAUUGGAGUGUCUAAUCGAGAGUGGAAUUAAGCUGGAUUCGCUUGCGUCGUUGGCUACUAGCAGCGAUUUGGAUACGCCAAACAGCCAAUUGAAGUGCCUGUUGAAGUGUUUCUUCGAGAAAACGGGCUUCAUGGAUAAGGAAGGGAAGCUGCAGGAGGACGUUAUCACCGAACAGCUGUCCCUGUUCACGACGAAAGACCGCAUCGAUGCGUUGGUGAAAAACUGUAACUUCCAAGAGCCGGACGCUUGCGAAACGGCCUACAAGGUGACCGAAUGUUACUUCCAGAACAAGGCGGGUCUUUUCUAAGGAACGGAAGCUGGAAACCCUCAGCCGGAAGCGCACAGUUCAUUAGUGCAGUGCAAUUUCCACGUAACAAUUAUGGGUAAUUUCCC
Messenger RNA from Anopheles coustani, 540 nucleotides. Its product is annotated as general odorant-binding protein 56d-like. The transcript is spliced from 3 exons. Lineage: Eukaryota; Metazoa; Arthropoda; Insecta; Diptera; Culicidae. The record is from RefSeq and is a predicted model, not a curated record. The coding region runs from base 29 to 454 and encodes 141 amino acids. Gene Ontology annotation, biological process: sensory perception of smell. Gene Ontology annotation, molecular function: odorant binding.